Messenger RNA from Prorocentrum cordatum, 2349 nucleotides. The record is from the annotation of a GenBank genome assembly. Lineage: Eukaryota; Dinophyceae; Prorocentrales; Prorocentraceae.
AUGCGGUACCCGCCGCUCUUCGACCUCUCGUCCAUGGAGCACUUGCACAGCCUCUACACGUUCAACUCCCUGCAGCGCAAGCUCUACCGCUCCACGUCCACGCUCGCCUCCCUGCCCAUCUUCCUCCUGCCAAGUGGCGCCAAGUACAGUGCUGGCGCCACCGACGCCCCCCUCCACGCCGGCAAGGUGGCAGGCGCGCAGCGCGAGCCGGGCUCGAACAGCGAGCUCGAGCUCACGAAGCUGCCGGUGCCGCCGGUGCCGGUCAUACCCCUGGGGCACCCACCCGACAGGCCGCGCUCGGGCACGGCCAGCACCGGCCUCGGCUCUUGGGGCGCGCUCAGCUCUGGCGCGGGCCUCGGGGGCGGGCCAGAGGCGGCCGCGUCGGCGCUGGCGAGCAGCCAGGGCGCCGUACAGCUGAGCGUCCUGGAGCAGAGGCUGCAGGACUCGGUCAGGUGCAUGAAGAAGCGCCGGCAGUCCAGCGCGGAGGAGCCGCCCAGCGGGGACACGUUGGACAGCCUCGGCAGCAGUGGGGGGCUCGGGGUCUCCGCCGGCUCGGCCUCCCCAGCGGGCGGCACAGUUAGCAGUGGCGCAGGCGGCACGGCCGCCGCGCCGGCCCCUGGCGCCUCCCUCCUCGACGUCGCGGAUACCUCGCGUGGGCCCGACGCGCACACCGAGACGCUCUUCGUCAACGGCGUCACCUUCCUCUGCCCUCCCAUCCACCCGCCGGAGAUGCCGAGCUGGUCGACGCUGCAAGACCUGCCCAGGGUCGGGAAGGGCGGCAAGGCACACCCGUCGAAGGAGGGCGCGCUGGCCGAGGCGCCGCCAGAGGCUGACGUGCAGGCGGAGGACAAGGAGCGCAUGCCCGAGGAGGUCGCCACCGCCGGUGAGGCAGAGGCGGACGGCGAGAAGGGCCGCGAGGACGAGGGGGAAGAGGAUGCGCCGCCCGCAAUCAGCUACGACAGGCUCAUGAUGGACGUCACCGACAUCUGCUGCGGCUGCAGCAGUGCGUCCCUCAACCUGAGAAGCCAGAGCAACCUCUGGCCCGAGGAUAACCACACCCACAGCCUGAUGCCCGCCAGCCCGAUGGCGCUCCCCCUUGCGCUCCCGCUGGUGUUUGGUAAGACUGGGGAGCGCCGGCUCAGCGAGGCCUCCUUCAAUGAGCUGCUACACUACCAGGAGAACUACGGCACCGCCGAGUCCCUACUGUCCAUGCUGGUGCGCGAGCGCAGGCUGUCGCAGGCGUGCUGCUACAUCUUCAACGAGAAGGUGUCCAAGCGGCUGUUCGUGGACGUCGUGGCACACCACUGCCUCGCGCACAACCAGUUCGCGGAGCUGCAGAAGGUGAUCCUCGACUUCGACCCGUCGCUCAGGCGAGUCCAGGAGUACUUGAACGUGCUGAAGGAGUUCCUGCGCGACCGGCGGGCGCUGGACCUGCUGUACUCCUACCAGGUGUUCACGAAGGACUUCGUGAACGCCGGCCUGCUGGCGAUCCAGCUCUUCAUAGCCUCGAACACGUGGGACGCGCGAGUCGGCCACCUGCAGAACGCCUACGCCCACCUGAACGUCGCCUACAAGCAGCUCUUCGGGCGGCGGCGCGGCGCCCACGCAGACCACAAGGGUGAGGGCGGCGUCGUGGACGGAGCGGCGGAAGGGGGCACGAUGGCGGGGGCUCCCGACGGCGCUCUGGGCGGCGGCACGGGCGAGACGAUGGUGGACGGCAUCAGCGGCCUCGAGAUCACCGAGAGCGACAUCUGCCGCAGCCUGGAGACCGUCAAGAUUCAGAUGGCCAUCUGCGAGGCGAUGCCCACGGACAUGCCCCAGGGCAUGGACCUCUUCGGGCCAACGCCCUCCCAGUGCGAGGUCGCCGAGCGGCUCCUGGUAGCCGCUCACUUCGACCUCGCCCAGAGGGUAAUCGACUUCCUGGACCUGCCGGCCGUGGAGCUGUGCGUUCGCGCCUCCAACCAGAUUGCGACCCUGGAGGCUCGCAAGGAGAACGGUUCCAUCGCGCGAGUGGUGCGGUUCCUCGAGUCGAUCCCGAAGGUGCCGCCCAUGGAGUGGGACAGCCUGGUGUCGAACGUGGUCAACAUAUGGAUCAUCGAGAAGGCCGAGAUCUCCUCGGACCCGUCGGCGGCAGGCCAGCUCAUCAGGUUCAUCCGCGACGAGCGGUGCCAGAUGGACGCGCACAUCCUCACUGGGAACCUUGCUAGCGCCCUGCAGAUCGCAACGCGCCUCGGCAGCCUGCACGACGUCCUGCACAUCCGCGCGCGUGCGCAGAAGGUGGGCGACCUGGAGCUGCAGAAGCAGAUCAGCUCCUUCCUCGCGUACACGUCCCCCGGGUUGGCGUCGUGA